AUGUCGGCUACCACUCUCAAUGAUGACUGGGUUCAGUGCCAAUCGGCAAAUGCUCUGGAAAAUGAUGUUUUGACAUGGACUACAUCUCUUUCAAGAACCCGAGUGUCCACCGCAGAUGGCCUCGGCUUUAGUGAAAACGUGGAUACCGAUGCUAUGAACAGCCUCGAAAGCCUGCUUCGUACGGUACAACAGCUGAAGCUAAAAAAGUUUCGCACCGAGGGGCUGGAGGAUGCUCGGUUUGUAGCUGCUGGGGAGACCUUUUCCGUCUCACAAUGCAAGUAUGAAGGGGCCGUAGUCGCCAUUAAGCGCAUCCGACUGAAGGAAGAAGGGAAGGGAUCUGAACAUCAACAUUUCCAGCGGCGCUUACAUUCGGUUCUCCGUGAGAUCUUGAUUAUGUGCCAUCCACCACUCGCCCAUCAUCCCAACAUCUUAAGUCUUUUAGGAUAUGGAUGGUCCGUGGAAAAACAACGGCUCUCGCCCUUUAUUUCACUUGAGUUUGCCACUGGUGGCUCAGUAAGGGAGUUUAUGAAAGAACGCCCACGGUCGAUUCGAACCAAACUGAUCCUCAUGGGGGAUAUAGGAGCAGGACUCAUAGCGCUGCAUAAAUGUGGGAUUGUGCAUGGUGACUUGAAAGCUGAUAAUGUGGUGGUUUCUGUUACACUGGAUCGUCCGUCCAUGUCGAUUGCGAAAGUGUCUGACUUUGGGCAUUCCAUUCUCGAGAGCUCGGCACCAGAAAAGAGAACACGAUACUUUGGGACAGCCCUAUACAAUGCGCCAGAAGUGGCUGAUCAGAAGAAUCAGCCGAUUCCGGUUGAGCAACUUCAUAAAUGCGAUAUGUGGGCAUUCGGCCUCUGUGUGUGGGAAAUAUUAGCAGAUGGGCAAGUCUAUUUCAAACGCAGCUGGCGGGAAGAUCCUGCUUACCGACGCCCUCCCUCAUACACAAUGUCGACACCUUCGUCUGCGAACUUCAAGCCCCAUGAUGAAGUCUUCGCCGCUAAAGAUGAUCAAAAUGACUUUGGCGCCUUCGACCUUUAUCAUCUGAAGGGCCUUGCGGUUGAAUAUCUGACCAACAUGAAGAUUCCAGGUAUUGGGUUCGAGAAAGGAUUCCUGAAGCCCCUGCUGAACGGCACACUACAAACCGAUCCCUCCAAACGAAUAUCAGAUCUAAGUCGGAUGCCAAUAAUUGGAUUUUGGAAUAGCGUUCCAGGCGGGCAUUCUCUUCAAUCAAGUCUAGCGACCUACACUUUAUCUGGAGACAUCCGAUAUGCAAUCUUCAGCAGGGAUGGAGGUCCUUAUAUCAUCUGGGAGCAGCAGCAACAGCUGCUGCAGGAUUUCGAAACAGUGGCCCAACAGUCUGAGACCCCGAAAAACAACGGAUCUACUGCGUUCCAGACGAUGCUAUGCUACGUGAAUGCUUUUGGAACAUCAAAAGAUUUGACCAAGGCUGCACAUUUUCUCGAUAAGGCCAACGAGUCGGGGCACUUGCUGGCCCGUACUUUGGGUGUUCGAAUAUCCGAUGGAUUCUCCGAGAGUACUGUUGGUUGCCACAAAACCUAUAGCGAGUCUUUGGCCUCAGGCUUUCGUGUUCUGGGACGGAGUGAACAGUCCUCCACAAUCUCUGUGCAGAAUGGCGAAUCGGUCACCAAAUUCACAGAUUACCUCGCCAUGCGAGAUGCUUUUGUUAACGGAGGCACUCUUGUGGGCGUAGACCAGGAUGAUAUUACGACCAUCUCACUCUCCUUGAACCCAUCUUCUGAGCGUUACAGCCUCCUAGAAAUUGCCAUACAGCAGGGUGAUAUUGAAUUGGUCAACCUUCUACUCCCCAUUUUUGGCGAGAAAUUAAAAGAGAUGAAUACGAGGGAAUGUUUACUGGUGCAAGCAGCCCAUUACGGUCAUGGGGCCAUUGUGAAACGAUUACUACAGGAAGGAGUGCCUGUUGCUCGCGAUGCCUCAGACGCAUGUCUUCUGCAUUGGCUGUUCUGCCUCGACGAGGCUAGUUUGUUUGAAGUGCUAGAGCAGCUUCGCAAUGCAGACCGUCGUGAUGACCUCAAGCUGGCACUGAACAGUGCUAUCAUCCAGAAAACCACACUUCACCCUCAGUGGCCAUUCCAAAUAUAUGGUGUUCCACUAGCUACUGCAGUAGCCUCGGGCAGCAUUAGUUCUGUGAAAAGUUUGCUGGAAUUGAAGGCCGACCCGACAGCGGCUGCCUUUGCUGAUGAUGAUGGGAAUUCAGUUUCAACACUGACCCCCAUUCACCUUGCUAUACGAUACCACUUCCCAGAAAUGGUCAAGUUGAUGUGGCAUGCAGCGUUUAGGGAGAGAAAGAUUACUACCAGUAGAUUAUACCUCACUCCUUCUUUAGGUCGGUUUCCCGUUGCCUGUGCCUUGAGCUUGAUGACCAAUGCCGAGCGGCUCGCAAUACAUGGUAGCAGCUUCAGACAGAAACUUCGAGAAACGAUUGAACUGCUACCAAUGGAGGCGUUGACUCAGUCAUCUCCCGAGGGUAGAAGUGCCAUCACGCAGGCAAUUGAUCUCGAUGAUGUCGAUGCCGUGGAUAUUAUCUUGGAGUACUAUCCUGAACUUGCGGCCCAAAGGCUCAGCCAACCAGGAACAAAUGAAAUGUUUACAUACCCGCUGCAUUUUGCCGUUCAAAUGUGUUCAAUUCGCGACAGCAAUGAGUCGGUCCAGAUCUUGGAGUCCUUUCUCAGCCUCGACCCAACGGCAAUCAACAGACCAGACAGUUCCUCGGUUCGGCCAAUACAUGCUGCAGCUAAGGGUACAUCGGCUCGCAUAAUAAAUUUCCUUCUUGGUCGUGGCUCUACCUGCCACGACACGGAUGGUAGAGGGCAGACUCCCCUAUUCUUCUGUCGCAGUGCAGGUAUUGUCAAGGCCCUGCUUUUGCAUGGUGCCGAUAUCAACCAUAAGGACGACCUGGGCUUUACUCCUGUCCAUGCAGCCACAAGCCAAAGUACAGACGAAGUCCUGCACGCGCUUAUUGAAGGUGGAGCCAAUUUGAGGUUCAGUGAUAAUGGAAUUGGAGCCCCGCUGCAUUGUGCCGUUCGGAGAAAGUCCAUUUCGAUGACAGAGAUACUUUUGAAGGCGGGCGUCGAAGUCAACGCAAAAGAUAGUCAUGGUCGCACCCCACUUCUCGUAGCAAUGGACACGGGUCGUUCGGAUUUGGUCUCCAUGUUGUUUGAGAAUGGAGCUGACCCUUUUAUUGAGGACGAACAUGGCUCAUCGCCCUUCCAUAUGGCUCUCUCCUGGCCCAGUGCUAUCAUUCUGAACAAGUUCCAAAUUCACACGGUGCUAGCCACACUGCCCUGGGAGACCAAGGUGAAAGCGUUACAUUUUGCGGCUCAAAGUGGCGAGCCCGCGGCAUUGAAGCUUUACUUGCACAAGGCCUUCGGACCGGGUCUCAGUACUGAUGAUCCCUGUCAUGUGUACUCUCAAGAGACCAGGAUCGCUGUUCACAAAGCGGCAUCGGUUUGUCGAGCAGACCUUGUUGAAGUGUUGCUGGCGUAUGGGUUUCGAGUGGACGCUUUGGACGCCAGGGGCAAUACGCCGCUCCUGAUAGGGUGUCAAUUAGGUCGAGAGCAGCCAAGUUUUAAUUCAUAUGCUCGCACACAAAUCUGUGAAACGCUUAUCGACAACGGCGCGAAUAUAUACAUAAAGAACCAUCAAGGACUGUCGCCUUUCUUUAUUGCCCACGCUCACGCAGAUUACCCACUGAUGACACUUUUGCUCGAGCAUGCCCUCAGAUUGAGUGACCUUGACCCAUCGAUUCUGAAGUGCCGCAUACUGGAGUCUAUCAAAGAUCCAGACAAAGACCGCCAAUACUGCAAAGAGUCUCGAGAGCUCAUUGGCGAUGAGAUUGUCGACUCUCAACUAAUCCGCCAGGCUGCUGCAAAAGACGAAUGGGACUUUUUUAUGACCUGCGUCGGAGGACAGUUUGUGGGUAAAGAGGAGCUGCUCCGGGUAUUUCCCCGAAGGACAUGGUCGCAUGGAGUGGACAGCGUGGACAUUUUGAGAUUCCAAUCCGCCCGAAGAGACCGAGAGAUAGUUCGCUAUCUACAUGACGCCGGUCCUUCGGGCUGGUCCGCCACACAAAAGGUUUCUCAGAUUGGGGAACGAGAUCUACAGAGAGAGUGUUCAGAUUUGAGGGCUGGUCUAAAUACUACGCUUUGGCCAAAGAUGCAGAGGAAAUUCUGGCGAAUAGACGAAAGUGGCGAGACAGUGCCGAGGAAUUUGAACGAGAGGUUCAAGAAGAGAUAUAUGGAGUUUCAACCUCGGGAUCCAGCGGACGGCCAAAGAAAAUGGGGUUGGAGCUCAGAUGGUCUCUCUGACGACCCGAUAUCUUCUGAUGAAGAGUCUGAGUCUGAGCAGCAGAAGAAGCUGAAAAUACAGGACCAAGCGAGUGAUGUUGUGGACAUGGCUGACGAUGACCGGAAAGAGAACCACCAAACGGAUGUUGAUGAGCAGCAAGAGAAGGAUAGCAGGGCUUCCUUGCCCCAUUCGGCCAGGUCUUCUGAGGACUCUCUUGUUGUUGUAUUGCGCCCAUCCUUGAGUUAG
Molecule: messenger RNA, 4569 nt
Organism: Penicillium lagena
Lineage: Eukaryota; Fungi; Ascomycota; Eurotiomycetes; Eurotiales; Aspergillaceae
Exons: 3
Coding region: 1-4569 (1522 amino acids)
Biological process (GO): protein phosphorylation
Molecular function (GO): protein binding; ATP binding; protein kinase activity
Source: RefSeq, a predicted model, not a curated record